Molecule: messenger RNA, 1569 nt
Organism: Neohortaea acidophila
Lineage: Eukaryota; Fungi; Ascomycota; Dothideomycetes; Mycosphaerellales; Teratosphaeriaceae
Exons: 4
Coding region: 1-1569 (522 amino acids)
Biological process (GO): DNA-templated transcription
Cellular component (GO): nucleus
Molecular function (GO): zinc ion binding; DNA binding
Source: RefSeq, a predicted model, not a curated record
AUGCCCGCAGUCGUCGAUCUACUCGAUCGCUGGAACCAGUCCACUGAUACCGCAGGGCUAAUACGCUCAAUUGCGGACGACAUAUUGCGCUCCACCACGUCUCCAAUCGACGUCACCGCCAUGAGAAGUGUCUCGGCGUUUUGCAGCCUGCACCACGGCAAGAAUCUCCGACUGGAAAUCCUCGGGCUCAUCUACAACAUUGGGGCCCGCUCAUGCAUGUACGAUCUGUACCACAGCGAUUCCGAUCGUGAGGCUUUUGUACAUGACAUGUAUCGUUGUAGCAACGAGGCCAUCCGCCUGGCCCAUGCUAUCCUGCCGGAGAUUACCGACUCCCUCGCCUGGCUGGAGCACGAGAAUCUGCUCUUGACCAAUCCGCUACGCGGAGACAUCGGCUCCGUAACUUGGAGCCGACUAGGCGAGCUCUCCAGCGACGUCCUAGCCUUGGACGCCCACCGCGAAUCCUCCUACGCCAAACUUCCCUUUUUCCUGGCCCAGUCUCGCCGAAGAUUAUAUGCCGCCGUGUUCCACCAAGACAAGCUUCUCGCUACCCUGAUGGAGCGUCCGCCGCGAAUCUCCAAGCGCUACUCGGAUUGUCAGCUGCCUCUCCAUCUGACGGAUACCGAGAUGCUUACCGAUGACCCCGCGGAGAUCGAGAAGCUACUCCAAACCCUCACAAGUGACGGAUGGAGCUUGGAACGCAAAUUCUGCAGCUCUGGUUGGCUGCGGCUACGCUGCAAUGUGGCCGUGGUUCGUGAGGAAGUUCUCGAGUAUCCAUUCCAGCCAUCUUCGCCCGAGCAGAUUGACAGGCUAAAAGUACUCGUUCGGCAGAACCAGGAGCAAUAUCUAGCCCUGCCCGUCCAUCUACAGUACACCCCUGCAUGUUGGGACUCUGGAAUCAGGGCCCCCACGUGCUUCCUGUUGACAGCAUCGUAUCUUUCGUAUCGACAACUCGACUUUCAGAUCUAUCGGCUACUGGAGAAGCACGAUGCCGAUGCAUUACUCUCCCUGCUUCUGGUGUCGGAAGACAUCAUCGCCACCGUCAUGAACGUGGGCACGCUUCGUACACGUGCAACCUUCUUGGCCCAAGACUUCGAAUUUCUGAUCCUAGCAUACGGCCUCCCAAGCGCCGCAGUCCUCGCCACAGCCCUCGAACAUGCCGCCAUCCCUCGCACUCCCGAUCUCCCCGCUCGACUCAGCCGCUCCGCCCUCAUCCGCAAACUCACCGUCUUCGUAUCCAUGCUCGAAAGCCUGCAAGGGCUCGUCGGCAUGCGCAAAGCCCUGUGCGAAGAGUCGUCCAGAUCGAUUUCCGGUACGCUGGAUCGAGUGCUGGAUGCGGCUUCCGAUCUUGGGCGUUCGGAGUCGGCUCCUACUCCAGCUUCUCAGAACUACUAUCCCGGAACACAUUCUGGGCAGCCUAUGAUUGCGGGUGCGUUUGGCGCGGAUAUGGGCGAGGCGGGGAUGGAGGCGCUUUUCCCGAAUGGCAAGGAUGGGUUUGAGUUGUUCGAUCUGCCGGAUUGGGCGAGUAAUGUGGACUGGGCUAAUAUGGGCGGCGACUGGAUGAGUUUAUGA